ACUGAACGUACCCCGAGUUUGACGCAUGCCUCUAACCUCAUUUUUCGUACAAAAUAAACAAACAAUAGUAACAAGAAUUCCCAAAGUUUUACCCAAAUGUAUAGGUUAGGAAUCACCAGACGCUUGCAGUACCACAAGUACAAACCCCGACUGUGAUUCGUACUUUUUUCGUUAUUUUCAUGUCGAGCCAUGUAACAAAGUACCCAGAAACAUUGUCUUUGCAUUUUACUUGUGCACAACCGCUGCAGCAGUACCGUUGCAAAGACUGCCCCCUUAGAACCCCCCUAGUCACGAUUUUGAACAACCACGUUGAAAACAAGCACCAAACAACACCCAGGAGCUUUGAAUGUAGAAGCUGUAAUGGAUUUCGCACCCUGUCAAAGUUGGUACUACUCAAACACAGCCUCCUUUGUGUGAAAAAACUGAAGCACUUGAAACGGCUGCAACACAAUGGGGUUUAUAAGUGUCGGUACUGUAGCUUGAAGACGAAAUUCCCAGGCAAUUUGACCAGACACAUGAAGUUGAGGCAUACACCUCUGGAGGAUAUCCGAUGGUACACAUGUGACCAGUGUGGUUUUCAAGCUAAACAGAAGGAUAAUAUUAAGUCGCACAAAAUCGCCAGACAUUUGCCCCCUGGAAAGAUUCAGUGGUUCGUUUGUGAUAAGUGUCCCUACAGAGGGAAGAAGUUGUCAGCUUUGAAAGGUCACGUGAUGUCUCUACAUACAGCCGAGGAGGAUAUCCAGUGGUAUGAAUGUGACAGGUGUUGUUUUAAGUCAAAGAAGAAGUUCAAUCUUCAGGUGCACGUCAAGAGAAUGCACGAGGAAGGGAGGGGGAGGGGUGGGAGGAGAAAGGGGAGGAGGAAGAAACUGUGAUUUGUACUUUGUCGUUGUGAAUAGUUUAUUUUUG
Molecule: messenger RNA, 906 nt
Organism: Zophobas morio
Lineage: Eukaryota; Metazoa; Arthropoda; Insecta; Coleoptera; Tenebrionidae
Product: zinc finger protein 142-like
Exons: 2
Coding region: 180-872 (230 amino acids)
Biological process (GO): regulation of transcription by RNA polymerase II
Molecular function (GO): RNA polymerase II transcription regulatory region sequence-specific DNA binding; DNA-binding transcription factor activity, RNA polymerase II-specific
Source: RefSeq, a predicted model, not a curated record